AUGCGGACCCCCAAUCUCCGCCAGCUCGACAUUCAACCCACCCCUCCUGCCCUCAAGCCAAACCUGAACCUCGCCGUCAUGCUGACUGUCGUCGCCCUCGCUCUUCUCCCAGCUGUACUCAGCAAGCCGUUGCCCCGCCAAACGACUACAUCGACAAGUACUGUUUACAUCCAUCCCAAUGGCAACACCGAUUUCUGUCUUGGCGCUGCUGGAUCAAGAAACGGCGCCCUUGUCGACAUCUUCGAUUGCGCCAUGAAGUCAGAAAGCACCCCUACAUGGACUCUCGACACUGACAAGAAACGCUUCCAACUCAACGGCACGCAAAUGUGUCUCGACGCUGGCGCAGACAUCACCGACGGCGUGUCUAUGAAAAUCUGGCAAUGCUACGACAACCUCCCCCAGCAGCAAUGGUCCUACAACACCGACGACCAGCAUUUCGCCGUGGCUAGCGGCUCCGAAUGCCUCGACCUCCACGACGGACACGUCGUCGACGGCGCAUACACGCAGACUUGGCAAUGCAGCAACGAUAACACGAAUCAGAAGUGGACUACCAGCGAAAGCAACGUCUCUACCACGCCUCCAACAAGUCAGGCGCAGGUAUUUCAUCCCAAAGGCAAUACCAAGAAGUGCCUCGAGGUGUACGGAAACAUUGCGAACGGGUCACCAAUCGAGAUAGCCGACUGUGACGGCACCAACCACCAGAACUGGGUCCUCUCCCGUGGAAGCACUGUCGUCAAGCUCGCCGGCACGAACUUUUGCCUCGACGCCGGCGAAGACAUCCGCAACGGCGCCACCAUGAAGCUCUGGCAAUGCUACGAGGGCCUCGCGCAGCAGACCUUCUACUACACCGACGACAACCGCAUCGCCGUUGAGGGCCGCGGGCAAUGCCUCGACCUUACGGGUGGAAUUCUCGAGGACGGCAAUGUCAUGCAGACCUGGGCGUGCACGGCCGGCAACAGGAACCAGAUCUGGGAUUAG
This is a messenger RNA of Schizophyllum commune H4-8, 978 nucleotides long. RefSeq lists its product as uncharacterized. NCBI's taxonomy places the organism in Eukaryota, Fungi, Basidiomycota, Agaricomycetes, Agaricales, Schizophyllaceae. The transcript has 4 exons. Bases 1 to 978 code for a protein of 325 amino acids. The record is from RefSeq and is a predicted model, not a curated record.